AUCAUGGAAACAACAAAUUGUAGGGCUCUAUAUGGAUUCGCAUCAUCACCAUAACUAAUAUCAAUCACCUGAAAAUUUUCACUAUCUUAAUCUCAUCUUCAUUCCGAUCUACCAAUUCUCUUCUUCAAUGUCAUCAAUCGACUCCCAAGUUGCCAAAGAGCUUCGCUUCUUCCGAGUUUACAACGACGGACGCAUCGAGUUGUUCCGUCCACACUGGGACAAGAUCCCACCCUGCGAUGACCCCAUUACCGGAGUCCGUUCCAAAGACGUUACCAUCUCCUCCGACCCUCCCGUAUCCGCCCGUAUUUUCAUUCCUAAACUCACAAGCCCCACGCACAAGUUUCCUCUCUUACUCUACAUCCACGGCGGUGGCUUCUGCAUACUCUCUCCCUUUUCUCCACUAUACCACAACUUCUGUAGCACCGUUUCAGCACAAGCAGGCGUCAUAGUCGUCUCCGUCGAGUACGGACUCUUCCCGACCCGACCUAUUCCCGCUUGUUACGAUGACUCAUGGGCCGCACUCCAGUGGGUGGCGUCGCACGUCAGUGGAAAUGGACCUGAGCCUUGGUUGAACCAUCAUGCCGAUUUCAGCAAACUUCAUAUCGGAGGAGACAGUGCAGGAGGGAAUAUCUCGCAUACUUUGGCGUUCCGGGUCGGGUCAAUUGGGUUACCGGGUGUGAAAGUAGAUGGUGUGAUUUUAGUUCAUCCGUAUUUUGGUGGGACGGAAGAUGAUGAAACGUGGUUGUUUAUGAAUCCAACCAACGGUGGGUUGCAGGAUCCUCGGCUGAAACCGCCGGCGGAGGAUCUGGGUAAGCUUGGGUGUGAAAGAGUACUGAUAUUUGUGGCUGAGAAAGAUCAUUUGUAUACUCCGGGAAAAGAAUACUAUGAAGAAUUGAAGAAAAGCGGAUGGGGAGGGAAAGUUGAGUUGGUUGAAAAUCAUGGGGAAGAACAUUGCUUCCAUUUGCACGAUCCCAAAUACGAAAAAGCUAUGGAGUUAACCAACAAGUUUGUUUCAUUUAUCAAUCAAGCUUAGAUCUCGUUAUUGUAAUAAAUUUAAAUAAAAUGCGACUUUUUUUUUGUUUCAA
Molecule: messenger RNA, 1085 nt
Organism: Mangifera indica (mango)
Lineage: Eukaryota; Viridiplantae; Streptophyta; Magnoliopsida; Sapindales; Anacardiaceae
Product: 2-hydroxyisoflavanone dehydratase-like
Exons: 1
Coding region: 128-1033 (301 amino acids)
Molecular function (GO): hydrolase activity
Source: RefSeq, a predicted model, not a curated record